UUUGGAUGCAUUACGAACAUGAAGCAAUAAAAGACAAGCUGACAUAUUUGUUAGUGAAUUAUACUUCGUUGGUGCUCAAGUCUUUAACAUCAAGCAGACAAUGUAGGAUGAUAAGGUUUGUUGGUGCUCAAGUGAGCACUUCGUUGGUGCUCAAGUCUUUAACAUCAAGCAGACAAUGUAGGAUGAUAAGGAUGGAUAAGGCUUAUCGGGAGACGGGAUUGGCUCUAACGCUCAAGGAUAAAAUUAGCGAGGACGAUAAGAAGAAGGUUUUGGACAAAUGUCAGGAAACGCUCUCUUGGUUAUACGCCAACCAGACUGCUGAGAAGGAAGAAUUUGAGCAUCAUCAAAAGGAAUUGGAAGCUAUUUGUAAUACGAUCAAUUUGAAGCCUUACUGGUUUAACAUCAAGCAACCAAUGGAUGAUAAGACGUGUGCUUAACAACAAACACUCCUCGUACAAGCGUGUCAGAAGCAUCAACAGCUACACAAGACAAUAUUUUAUUGGAAGAAGUGUUCUUGAUGAGCAUUGGACUGCAACAAAUUGAUGAUGAAUUACAAGGAUGAGAGAAGCUAAAAAAUGUGGCAAAGAUGCUUCCGCCACAUUUAAAGGUCCUGAAAUUUUUUUAAUAGUAAUAUUUUUCUAUGUUUUUGUGUGCUUUUCCGUUUACACGACAAUUUUAAUUUAUAACUCAAUUUUUAAUGAUUUCCAAUCCAAAAUUACAAAAACUAAGCUUUUCAGAAUUAAGCAAAACGUUAAAAUUUUAAGUGUAAGUGAAGAACGGAAAAGUACAAAUUUUUGCCACUUGUAAAAAAAAGGUUUGGGCCUCUUCUUUACAAGUGGUAUUUUUUUCAUUUCGCUUUUUUUUGUGGUUAAAAAUUGUUUGGGGUUCCUCCUCCCCUCCUCCCCGGGCGUCCUCACUCUCGAAUCUAUCCAAUCUCAAAAACUUAAGACAUUUCCCUAUCCUCCAAAACUUUCUAAACUAAGAUG
Molecule: messenger RNA, 986 nt
Organism: Meloidogyne enterolobii
Lineage: Eukaryota; Metazoa; Nematoda; Chromadorea; Rhabditida; Meloidogynidae
Source: the annotation of a GenBank genome assembly